Messenger RNA from Cercospora beticola, 2609 nucleotides. RefSeq lists its product as uncharacterized. Gene Ontology annotation, molecular function: transmembrane transporter activity. Gene Ontology annotation, biological process: transmembrane transport. Gene Ontology annotation, cellular component: plasma membrane. Lineage: Eukaryota; Fungi; Ascomycota; Dothideomycetes; Mycosphaerellales; Mycosphaerellaceae. The record is from RefSeq and is a predicted model, not a curated record.
UGUACUGGACACACGUGAGCACCCUGGCCAGAUCGACGCCACGCGAACGCCUCAAAAUGCACUCCACAAACUCUCCCCGCAUGUCGCGUUGUACACCCAGCUCUCCCUCCUGAGCCACUCUUCUCAUUGGACCAAUUCCUACACAUUUCCACGGUCGACCAGAAGUCGUGCAUACACUUACCUUGUCCGGGUAAAGGCACCCCACAACCUUUCUCUCAACCUCGCUUAUGGAGUCUGGGCCAUGCAGCAGGGCUUGUCUGCCACGUGCGGUACAUCGCGACUUCUUGCACCAGACCACACGGGAAUCUGAUCUAGACGCGGAGCCGCAGCGGAAGAGACCAAUGGCCACAGCGACAGCAGCGGGAAGCCUGAGUCGAAGCUGUCGAGACGUCCUAUCGCAGGAUAUUGCCGCGAAGCCACACAUUCGUGAAUAGUGAGACUCCGCACGUGUGGCUCACGAUAGAUUGAAACGGAGUCAGAGCAUAUAGGAUAGUGCUAUCGCGUCUCCUUCGACUUCCAUCUCUCGCGUUAUCCCCUCUGCUCCUCCUUUUUCACAGCAGUCAUGGCGACAUACGACGAGAAGACUGCUGGGCAGAACCUCGAGCAAGUCGAGACGAACUCCGACAAUGCCUCAAAUCACUACCGUGCAGCAGGCGGCCUCGAGAAGGUCGAAACCCACGAGACCCUCGUCGCCGUCGAUAUCGAGAAUCACCAGGCCUUCAAGGGCGAUGACUCCGAUGGCAAGGUCGCGUGGACAGUCAAGAAGAUUCUUGCUGCGUGCUUCUUGAGCAUGCUGUACACUGGCUCUCAAAUUCCUCUCUACUUCACUGGAGGCACACUCAGUUUCAUCGCCAAGGACCUCGGUGCUGCUGAUAUUAUCGGAUGGCUGCCAGUUGCCAACACCUUGGCUAUCGCUGCUGUGUGCCCCUUUGUGGGUUAUCUGCAAGAUCUGUUCGGAAAGCGAUAUAUCGCCUUGUUCGGUGCUAUGCUUCUCUGCAUCGGCUGCAUUGUGCUCGGAACUGCUCACCAACUCGGACAAGCGCUCGCCGGUAUGGCUUUGGCUGGCGCUGGUGCAGGUAUCGGAGAAUUGACUGGUCUUGCUGGACUUGCCGAGACUGUCCCAGUCAAGCAACGAGGUUACUCUCUUGCGGUUUUGACCGCUUUCGUCCUGCCGUUCUGCCCAUACGUCAUGUACUCUGAGCUUUUUAGCACCCGCGGAUCCAACCCAACCUGGCGAUGGGGAAUCUGGAUCUCCCUCAUCUACAACGGCAUUACCCUUGUCGGUCUUGCCCUCUUCUACUUCCCACAUGCCCACGUUCGUGCCGAGGGAAUGAGCUUCGGUCAAGUCGCCAAGCGCAUUGAUUAUGUCGGCGGUGCUCUCUCUAUCACAGGUCUCACCUUGUUGCUCGUCGCUCUCCAGGCAGGUGGCUACACACACCCAUGGACCAGUGCCUACACCCUCUGCAUUCUCUUCUUCGGCAUCGGCCUCCUGACAGCCUGGGUCGUGUGGGAGUGGAAGUUUGCUAAGCACCCCAUGAUUCCAAAGGAGUUGUUCGUGGGCCAACGUGUCGUCGGCUUCUCCUUCGCAGUUGCAUUCGUUGCCGGCAUGAACUUCUUCAGUCUGCUCAACUUCUGGCCACUCACCAUCUCUACCGUAUGGAGCGCCAGCCCAAUCGCCAUUGGCUGGCGAGGUCUUCCAGUUGCCUGCGCGACUGCAUUUGGUGCCAUCUUCUGGAACGCACUCCUCAGUGUUUGGACCAGCGGCAUCCGCUACAUCCUCUUCCUGGCUGCGCUGAUGCUCACUGCUUUCGGUGGAUCCCUUGCAAGUAUGAGCCCUGACAACGAGUACCAGUCCGUGGCUCUGGCCUCUUUCGCUGCCUUCGGUCUCGGUGGUGUUAUUGUCCCAGCUGCUACAGCAGCUAUGAUUGCCUGCCCCGACGCUUUGAUCACCACCUGCGCUGCGCUGUCGCUCUCCGUCCGCGCUGUCGGCGGUGCCAUCGGAUACUCGAUCUACUACAGCGUCUUCGUCAAGAAGCUUACAGAGGUUCUGCCUGUCAAGGUUGGCACCUACGCCGUGCAAGCCGGUCUGCCAUUGCAGAGCGCUGAGGUUUUUGUUGGCACCUUCUUGACUGCUCCAACGGAAAUUACCGCUGUGCCAGGUGUUACCCCAGGCAUCCUCGCUCAAGCUGCUUAUGGCGCUCAAUGGGCUUAUGCUGAGGCUUUGCACCUUGUCUGGUACGUCAGUAUCGCUUUCGGCUUCUGCGCCAUGGUUUGCGCGCUGUGCAUUCCAAACACGAAGAAGUUCCAGACAAACAGAAUUGCUGUGGCCUUGUAAACUUGGUCGGAUGUGCUGUAGAUCAGCCAGCAAAUAUUGUUAUAAUCGCAGUAACAUGCAUUUCGACGUUGCGCGGUAACCAAGCAUUUCUCGUUAUGUGACAUUCAUGGAGCGUGGCGUCAAACAAACCGAUCGAUCGAUGCUGAGUCCUCAGUUGAUCCUCGAGCACUCCUCCAUCCUGUCUUAGUGGGCCUGCUGUGGGUCCAUCGUCUAUGACUGGCAACCUCAGGGCGUGCCAAGAUCUGAGAUCCUGUGUCCUUCAACAAUCACAUUA